This is a messenger RNA of Lotus japonicus, 513 nucleotides long. RefSeq names its product senescence-specific cysteine protease SAG39-like. Bases 1 to 513 code for a protein of 170 amino acids. The record is from RefSeq and is a predicted model, not a curated record. Lineage: Eukaryota; Viridiplantae; Streptophyta; Magnoliopsida; Fabales; Fabaceae. Gene Ontology annotation, molecular function: cysteine-type endopeptidase activity. Gene Ontology annotation, cellular component: lysosome. The transcript has a single exon.
AUGUGCAAUGAUUGGCAUAUUGCUACUCUUAGUGGGGGCAUGUUUCGAUUCCAAGAUGCCUCCAUCGAGGUGAGGCAUGAGAGGUGGUGUGCUGAACACAGUAGAGUCUACAAGGAUAAGGAAGAAAGACUUAGAAGGCUCGAUAUCUUCAAGAAGAAUGUGGAUUACAUAGAAGCCUCCAACAAAGCACGAAAAUCUUACAAAUUUGGAUUGAAUGAGUUUGCUGAUCUCACAAAUGACGAGAUUAGAGCACAAAGAAAUGGACUGAAGGCCUCCAAAGUCAUGAGGUCAACCUCAUUCAGAUAUGAAAAUGUCACUGUGCCUUGCUGCGUGGAUUGGAGGGAGGAAGGAGCCGUCACACCAGUGAAGAACCAAGGAACAUAUAGAUUGGUUCUUGUGGUUUGGAUUGUAGGAUACGUCACUUUUAGAACAAGUUGUUUUAUCUUUCGCAAUUGCUCAUUUACUUUACAUUUUUAUGAGCUUGAUCGACUUUCUCUGUUGUUGGUUCAAUAG